AUGCGGGGUCGAGAGUCUGACGCAGAGAUCCAAGAUCUCAUAACGUUAAAUAGGUUGGAUGAGAUCCAGAUAGUGAAAGUCGAAGAAGAAGCUGCACGGGUAUCAGCGGUGACGACCCGAUCUAAGGCUAGAUCGGGGAUCGAACGGAUCCGACAAGCGCAGGACGAGGAGUCGUGGAUCAUGGGCUUGAAGAAGUAUCUAAUCGGAGAGAUCCGAGAUCCGACACAAGAAGAGGCUAAAGUGCUCGGAUCCAUCGCCAUGAAUUACGAAGUGGAUCAGCGGAAUUUACUCUUCUACUGUCCGACAGCCAAGGAGGCGGCUGCAGAUCGAGAUAAGCUGAUGCAAUUAGCGAUACCUGAGACGCUUCAACAAGACAUUCUACGUCACUAUCACACGAGUCUACAGGGCGAUCACCAAGGGAUCGGCCGUACCUAUGAUCGGAUCCGUGAUCACUUCCCCUGGAGAGGUCUAUAUCGGAGUGUACAACGAUAUGUGGGGGAUGCGUCGACUACCGGGAAAGGAAGACCUCGGAUCCAGGGCGAGUCACCCGGUAACCUUCAGGCAACAUACCCAUUUCAGAUCUUUGCCAUGGAUCAUAUACCCUCGCUGCCGAGAUCCUUCAACGGCAACACCGAAUUGUUGAUUUUUCAUCUGUUCUCAGGAUACGUGAUUGCCAAAGCUAGUGCCUUCAGAUCCGCUCAAACAAUCGCCAAGACGUACGAAGAAUAUGUCUUUCGACGAUUUGGCGCGGGCGAGGUGAUUCGACAUGAUCGGGAGCCAGGCUUUAUGUCUGAUUUUUCCAAAUCGUUUAACAGAAUCCUGGGACAACGCCAACGGGCCACUAUGGCGUACAGACCCCAAGCCAAUGGAUCUGCGGAACGUAUGGUCCAGACAACUACCAGAGCUCUCAAGAUGUAUGUGGAAGAUCUGGACCAACGGGAUUGGGAUGAGUAUGCUGAACGACUUACCUUCGUGCAAGGGAUCGGAUCCGAGGCGAAACACCUUUCUAUAUGA
This is a messenger RNA of Phytophthora megakarya, 1014 nucleotides long. The record is from the annotation of a GenBank genome assembly. NCBI's taxonomy places the organism in Eukaryota, Oomycota, Peronosporomycetes, Peronosporales, Peronosporaceae.